AUCCAUUCUCCGUACCCAUGGAAGGGUAUACAGCGACCAACCGAGGAUGAAGUUCAACGCUGGCCGAUGGCAACUCAUGUGCCCGUCAACCUCCCCAUUGUUGGAACACGUACAUCAUGUUGAUUACUUCAAAUGAAGCACGGUACGGUGGUUGGGUGUGUGCCGGGCUUUCCCUGGUCAUCUUGAUCAUAAGAGUUGUGACAUCAAGGAUCAGACAUGGGGCAUUCGACAUCAGCACCUUGGUCUGCGCAAUUGCAAUAGCCGCAAUUGGAGGUCGUUUAGCUGCCAACCAGUAUAUUCUCAGCUAUGGGACUGCAAAUGAUGCUCUACAUUCGAUAUCGCACUACUUCGAUUCCCAUAACCUCGAUAAGAUCAAAACUGGCAGUAUUUUGGCCUUGAUCGUACGACUUUUGGAUACUACCUUCUACUGGCUUCAAAUUUCACUCUUACUGCUAUUCUACUCGCGGAUCUUCGAAGUGCGGACGCAGUGGAUCACAAUAUCUAUCCGGACUUGUUGGCUUGCGAUAGCCUUGUCCUAUGUCGCUGUCGUCCUCGCCACAUUCCUUGAAUGUCAUCCUUUCCGACUUUAUUGGCAGAUUGACCCCGAUCCUGGUCGAUGUGUACGGGCGUAUAUUCAAGUCCUCACCCAGGCUAUCUCGAACAUUGUACUCGAUUUGAUGUUGUUGGCGAUCUCAUCCCCACUGGUUCUGGUUCGUAAUCGCAGUCUAUCAGAAAAGUUGAGAUUGGGGCUUUUGUACUGCCUGGGAUUCUUUUGCAUCGUGGUAACGUGUGUACGUAUCGCGUACAUCUUUGCAGAAGCAUCAUAUCAGCCUGUGCGAAGCUUCUGGGCGUCCGUUCAGAUCCUGGUCUCGACAUUCGUGGCGAAUGUCCCGACGAUAUAUGGGUGUGUCAAAUUGAUCAAGCGUCGGAGAUCUGACCAGACUACGAGACGUGGGAGCCGUCCAGAAAUUUGGCUGCAGGUCCAAGCAAGCAAUGAAAGCACUACCUCAUCGGUGAUACCGCUUUUCAAUCGACGGGGAACAUCCUCGUCCAGAUCUUUCGAAAAAGGAUGGUUACGCUCUUUUUUUUGAGGCAUCGUCUUGAGUGUAGGAGAAUAUAUAUACCCUGCAACAUCAUCGCAUGGCUUCCAAAUGUAAAUAUUUCAAGGUGGAGGAGCGAGGCUAUCGGUAAAGGCAUUGAACUCCUACUCAGACGCUCAGGAAUUCCCUACGGAAUAGGCGACUGGAUAGUGAAGGACACGCACUUCAUAGUAUACUCGAG
This is a messenger RNA of Exophiala oligosperma, 1281 nucleotides long. RefSeq lists its product as uncharacterized. The record is from RefSeq and is a predicted model, not a curated record. Bases 117 to 1091 code for a protein of 324 amino acids. The transcript has a single exon. NCBI's taxonomy places the organism in Eukaryota, Fungi, Ascomycota, Eurotiomycetes, Chaetothyriales, Herpotrichiellaceae.